Messenger RNA from Dendrobium catenatum, 2372 nucleotides. Its product is annotated as protein PNS1. The record is from RefSeq and is a predicted model, not a curated record. Gene Ontology annotation, cellular component: membrane. Bases 298 to 1914 code for a protein of 538 amino acids. Gene Ontology annotation, molecular function: transmembrane transporter activity. The transcript has 4 exons. Gene Ontology annotation, biological process: transmembrane transport. Lineage: Eukaryota; Viridiplantae; Streptophyta; Magnoliopsida; Asparagales; Orchidaceae.
AACAAUCAAUAAUGGCUCCAAUUUUGGUGACAGUGGAGAUCGAGUGCGUCAGCGAGUCAAGAAGGCCACUUGGUAAACGCAGAAGAGUAACAGUAAAGAAGAGAAAUUAAGCCAAAACGAAACAGGAGAAGAGAUCAGCAGUUACAAGCAAUUUCCUUUUCGGCUCCCGAAAGCUUUUCAAUUCAGUGCCUUCACGCCUCGUGAACCCUUUCUUGAAUUAAAUAAGGGAAUCUACUUGCCGGCGAACACGACGACAUCCGGAGAACAAGACCGCCACCACCGCCGUGAGCAUUCCCGAUGGGCGGCUUGGAUAACCUCACGGCUGAAGACAACGCACGCACAGCAAGAACAGCAAGAGGAGCAACAGAGGACGAGAAGAUGGAGAACCAAGCGGUGCCCGCCGGAGAAGUUAUGAGAGGAGGAGAGGUAGUGGUGGAUUCAGUACAGAGAGACACAACGGUGUCCAGGUUGCGCGCACAGCUUCAAGUUCCCCCAAUCCAAGUCGUUUCCCAUGACGCCGCCGCUCCUCCGCCUGUCACUCCUCCCUUUCCCCAGCCCGUGCAAACCCCUCCUCUGCAGACCUCAAUCGCUUCAUUGAACUCGAGGAAGUACACCAACCGCAUCACCUUCUUAAUCUUCCUCCUCCACCUCGCUAUAGCAGUGGCGGCAGCCGGUUUCUUCAGUUUCAAGGCCGUGCAGGGUGUUCUUGAACAUGAGACCGGCAAAUCGCGGAGGGAGCGUCGGGCGCUCAAGUUCUGGCUCCCUCCCAUCGAGGGAGCCUCCUUGCUCGGUAUCAUCCUAGCCUUCGUGUGGCAGACGUCGUUCCGAGCCUGGCCGGUCUUCAUGGUCAGCUUCGCCCUCUGGGCAUGUUUCCUCAUCACCAUGGCCGCCGGUAUCCUCCUGCUUUGCUUCUCGAUGCCGGACACCGACGUCGGCGGCGUCUUCCUUCUUCUCUUUUCCAUCGGCACCGGUAUCUACGCUUGCUGGGUCCCUCGCCGCGCCACCUUCUCCGGCCGCGUCUUCGCCAAAUCCCUCCAACCCGUUCAAAAAUUCCCCGGCGUCAACGGCCCUGCCUACCUCAUGAUGGGACUCGGCUUCCUGUGGAUCUCGCUCUGGUGCUUCGCGGUGAUCGGCGCCCUCGAGUUCUACUAUCCGCCGCUCACAAUUUUCGCCCUUGUGCUGAGCCUCAUGUGGACGGCGGAGGUGUUGCGCAACGUGGCUAAUCUAACAGUUAGCCGCGUAAUCGCGCUCUACUACCUGAGAGGUAUGCAGUGCAACAUCCAGUUCUCCUUCCAGCGAGCGGCAUCAAUAAAUCUCGGCAGCGCAUGCCUCGGCUCCCUCUUCGUCCCCACUAUCGAGGCUCUCCGCAUCAUCGCCCGCGGCCUUAACCUCCUCGAAGGCGAAGACGAAUUCCUCUUCUCCUGCGCCCACUGCUGCCUCCGCGUCAUGGAGUCCAUUUUCCGCUACGGCAACAGCUGGGCGUUCGUCCAUAUUGCGGCGUACGGGAAAGGGUUCGUUGCGGCAUCGCAGAGCACGUGGGGGCUUUUCAACAGGCAGGGGAUGGAGGAGCUGGUGGAUUCCGACAUAACCAGCUCGAUCUGCUUCUUGACGGGCGUAUCAAGCGGGGCGCUCUGCGUCAUCUUCUCGGCGUCGUGGACCUUCUGGACGCACCGGCGCUAUACCAUGACAGUCUCGCUUGUAGCCUUCUUCGUGGGCUAUCUCAUGACCCGUAUAGGCAUGGCGCUGCCCCAAGCCUGCGUGGCGUGCUUCUACGUCUGCUACGCAGAGAACCCGGCAAGCCAGCUCUUUGACUCCACCAUACCAGAUCGCCUCGCCCAAAUCCGCUCGGCCAGCCGCGACGGCCUCGUCUCCACGCCGCGCUUUGUCCCCCGCCGCGUGCUUUCCAGGGCGUGAGCCGCCUAAGCUCGCUUUGACUGGGAAAUGGAAUGUGGUAGGCGUUCCUUUUCGAUGUUACCGUUGUCUCGCCAUUGGCUGCUACAGACCUAUGGUCGUCGGGGCGGGGCCCGCGACAGCUACGGUGAUGCAUUCAAAGCUCGGCCGGAAAAGGGCGACCGGGAAAGGUGAGAGAGAUCGCGCCACACGGCGACCAACGGUGCCAAACAACGCGGGGCCCAUUUAACUUUCUUUAAUGCAUUGUUUGGUUGUUUUGCAGUGGAGGCCCCAUGGGCUGUCCUAUCCCUCGUGCGAAUAUUCCGUGAGAGGAGCCGUGGGCCCACGCUAUAUGACUGUAUGCGUUUGGUCAUUGAGGAGAAAACUCUUUCGUGAAGGCGCCUCAGCUGCACGAAGGGGACUUUUUAUUUUCUUCAUCUAUUUAAUAUUUAAUUUGUAAAUAUCAUUUAAUAUUUAAUUUA